AUGAUUAAAUCAAUUUAAUCAUUAGUCAAAUCUAAAAUAUUUUACAACAAAUAAUAAUUAAUUCUUAAAAGCGAUAACUUCAACACUAAUAGAAUAUUAAGAUAUAAUAGUAUUACUAAUAACCAAUAAUAUAACUAUAGUAAUUUUUUAUUUAAAUGGAAAGUAAGAUAUAAUUUGAUAUAUUUGGUUGAAGAUGAGAGAAAAAUGUAUUUUUUUGAAAAAAUUGUCAAUAAGUUUGGUUAAUAUGGUGAAAAAGAUAUCUAGAAAGUAAAAUCAGGAAGCGAUAUUAUUUUGGGAACCAUGAAAGAUCCAGUAUUUAUUUGUAAAGUAAAAACACUUCUUUUACAAGAACUAGAAGAGGAUAAAAACUAGGAUUUCUUUAAAAUUCUUUCAAUUAGAACAAGUCUCCUAAAUGAUUUAAUUUUGAUAAAGGACAAAAAAAAAGCUGAAUCACAAUUGAUCAAAAUGAAAAAUAUGUAUUACUAAUUAAAAAAUGAAGAUAUUUAAUAAGAAGAUUUGGAGAACUUUAUUCAUUAGUAUAUAAUAAGCAAUAUUUAAAUAGAAAAUUAUUAAGAAGCAUUGAUAUUCACUGAAAAGCUAAAUUCGAAUUUAGAAAAAUUGAAGAAAGAAACAGAAAGUGAUAAAAGUAAAGAAAAAGAGUUAAUCAAUAAAUCUGUGACUAUUUCUAGUUACUUAUGGACAAUUUUUAGAUAGGGUGAGUAGAAUUAUUAAAAAUCAAUGGAAGUUGUUCAUAAUCUUUCUAAGCUUGUGAGCAAUUAAAACUUAAAGCUAUUUUAGCUUUUAAAACCUUAAGUUUUAAAUUAAUUCGAUUAAAUGAUGAUUGAUGUCAUACAUUAUAAUAUUGAAAAAAAAGAGUUUGAAAGAUCCCUAAAAUAUUAUAAAUUCUAUGUAAAAAAUUAUUAUAGAGACAUGAUCCAAAAAUAAUUAUAGCAUUAAAAUAUUAUCAAUACUUUAGAAAGUAUCUAAAGCUAUUAUAACUACAUUGAUUUAUCUUCAUAAAAAUUCAAUAAAUAAAAGAAAAUUGAUAAAAUUGAUGAGGACAUUUAUUCUCACUCUGUUGAGUAAUAUUAUAAAUAUUCUAUUUACCUAAAUGAAGAAAUGGGAGUAGAUAUUAAUUGCUUUUAAAUCAAAGAAUCUAUAGAUUAAGUUCUAAAAAAACUUAGUGGAGCAAAUUAGAGAAGAAUCAGUGCUUCUUUAAUAAAUUUUGAAGAAGCUAUUUAAAAAUAAAAAAUGAGUGAUUUAGAAGAUCACAUGAAGGAAAUAGAAGAAUAAAAUAAGUUACAGUAAAAUAAAGAAAAUAAAUUUAAUGAUUAAAAUUAAGAGCAAUAAUAAUUAUAAAAAAAUACUGAAUAAGAAGGCAAAGAAAAUGUAAUUAUAAAUUCAAAACUAAAAUUAUGA
Messenger RNA from Tetrahymena thermophila SB210, 1419 nucleotides. RefSeq lists its product as hypothetical. The record is from RefSeq and is a predicted model, not a curated record. Lineage: Eukaryota; Ciliophora; Oligohymenophorea; Hymenostomatida; Tetrahymenidae. The transcript has a single exon.